This is a messenger RNA of Fulmarus glacialis (Northern fulmar), 4668 nucleotides long. Its product is annotated as unconventional myosin-X-like. The record is from RefSeq and is a predicted model, not a curated record. Gene Ontology annotation, cellular component: cytoskeleton; myosin complex. NCBI's taxonomy places the organism in Eukaryota, Metazoa, Chordata, Aves, Procellariiformes, Procellariidae. Gene Ontology annotation, molecular function: ATP binding; cytoskeletal motor activity; protein binding.
AUGCCAGACCAGUUUGAUCAGACGGUGGUGCUUAACCAGCUGCGCUAUUCUGGGAUGUUGGAAACAGUCAGGAUUCGGAGGGCUGGCUUCCCGGUCCGGAGGCCCUUUCAAGACUUUUAUAAAAGGUAUAAAGUCCUCAUGAGAAACUUAACUCUGCCCGACGAUAUAAAUGAGAAAUGUGCCAUCCUACUUCGUCUGUAUGACAACACAAGCACUGAAUGGCAGCUUGGAAAAAAUAAGGUGUUUCUCCGGGAGUCCUUGGAACACAAGUUGGAGAAACAGCGAGAGGUGGAAGUCACCAAGGCAGCAAUGAUUAUCCGAGCGCACAUCUUAGGUUAUGCAGCCCGAAAGCGGUAUAGAAAAGUUCUCUACUAUGUGGUUGUGAUACAGAAGAACUACAGAGCAUUCUGCGGUAGGAAAAAGUUCCUGUGCCUGAAGAAAGCAGCCAUAAUCCUUCAGAAGCAGUGGCGAGGCCAGCUUGCUCGACGUGUUUACAGGGAGCGACUAGAGGAGAAGCGGAGACAAGAGGAGGAAAGAAGAAAAGAGGAGGAAGAAAGGGAAAGGCAAAGGCAAGAAGCAGAGCGUCUUGCCCAGCAGGCUGAAGAAGAAAGAAAGAAGCAGGAACUGGCCGCCAUUCAGAAAGCCCAGAAGGAGGCAGAGCUGAAACACGAGGUGGAGAAGCAGAAAGAAAGCAGGCAGGUGGAAGAAAUCUUGCGUCUGGAAAAAGAAAUUGAAGACCUGCAGCGCGUGAAGAAGCAGCAGGAGCUGUCCUUGACAGAGGCUUCAUUACAGAGGCUGCAGCAGCUUCGAGACGAGGAACUCCGGCGGCUCGAGGAUGAAGCAUGUCGAGCAGCCCAGGAGUUCCUGGAAUCUCUGAACUUUGAUGAGAUUGAUGAAUGUGUCCGAAACAUUGAGAGGUCUCUCUCUGUGGGCAACGGGUAUCCUGCUGAGCUGACUGAACAGACUGGAAACGCCUGCAGUGAAAAGCCCAAUUUUAACUUCAGCCAGCCAUAUCCUGAGGAGGAGGUAGAUGAGGGCUUUGAAGCUGAUGAUGAUGCAUUUAAGGAUUCGCCCAACCCAAGUGAGCAUGGCCAUUCUGAUCAAAGGACCAGUGGCAUCAGAACAAGCGAUGAUUCCUCAGAAGAGGAUCCCUAUAUGAAUGAUACUGUGGUGCCAACAUCUAUACCUCCUACCCAUGAUACAGUCAGUCUCCACAACUCUUCAAGUGGUGAAUCCACAUACUGCAUGCCAGAAAAUGUAUCGUGUAGACCCCCAAAUUCUGUGGAACUUAUUUCUCCCGAUGGAGACUAUGAUUACGACCAAGACGAUUAUGAAGAUGGUGCUAUUACUUCUGGUAGCAGUGUGACCUUCUCUAAUUCGCACAGUAGCCAGUGGUCACCGGACUACCGGUGCUCAGUGGGAACAUACAAUAGCUCUGGAGCGUACCGAUUUAGCUCUGAAGGAGCUCAGUCUUCUUUUGAAGACAGUGAAGAAGAUUUUGACUCCAGGUUUGAUACAGAUGAUGAACUUUCCUACCGGAGGGAUUCAGUAUAUAGCUGUGUCAGCCUGCCCUACUUUCACAGCUUUCUGUACAUGAAAGGUGGCUUAAUAAACACAUGGAAGCGACGCUGGUGUGUCCUGAAAGAUGAGACCUUCCUGUGGUUUCGUUCCAAGCAGGAAGCACUUAAGCAGGGUUGGCUUCACAAAAAGGGGGGUGGAUCAUCUACACUUUCCAGAAGGAACUGGAAGAAACGAUGGUUUGUUCUCAGACAGUCCAGGCUGAUGUACUUUGAAAAUGACAGUGAAGAAAAGCUAAAGGGUGCCAUUGAUGUCCGAACAGCCAAAGAGAUUGUUGAUAAUACAGGCAAAGAAAACGGUAUUGAUCUAAUAAUGGGUGAUAGGACCUACCACUUAAUUGCUGAGUCUCCUGAGGAUGCAAGCCAGUGGUUUAGUGUACUGAGUCAAGUCCAUGCAUCCACAGAGCAAGAGAUCCGAGAGAUGCAUGAUGAGCAGGCAAAUCCACAGAAUGCUGUGGGUACACUCGAUGUAGGACUAAUUGAUUCUGUCUGUGCUGCUGACAAUCCAGAUAGACCCAAUUCAUUUGUGAUCAUCACCGCUAAUCGUGUUCUUCACUGUAAUGCUGACACUCCUGAAGAGAUGCAUCACUGGAUAACCCUGCUCCAAAGGUCGAAGGGGGACACUAGAGUGGAGGGACAAGAAUUCAUUGUGAGGGGAUGGCUACACAAGGAAGUAAAGAACAACCCAAAGAUGUCUUCAUUGAAACUAAAGAAGCGUUGGUUUGUUUUGACACACAAUUCUUUGGACUACUACAAGAGUUCGGAGAAAAACGCUUUGAAAUUGGGUACGCUGGUCCUGAACAGCCUCUGCUCUGUGGUCCCACCUGAUGAAAAAAUCUUCAAAGAGUCAGGUUAUUGGAAUGUAACUGUAUACGGACGCAAACAUUGUUACCGUCUCUAUACAAAAUUGCUUAAUGAGGCGACCCGCUGGUCAAGUGCCAUCCAGAAUGUGAUUGACACAAAAGCGCCAAUUGAUACUCCAACUCAGCAGCUUAUUCAGGAUAUUAAGGAAAACUGCCUGAAUGCUGAUGUGGUUGAACAGAUUUAUAAGAGAAACCCUAUUCUCCGUUACACUCAUCAUCCGUUGCACUCGCCAUUAUUGCCAUUGCCGUAUGGGGACAUCAAUCUAAACCUGCUGCAAGACAAAGGCUACACAACUCUUCAGGAUGAAGCCAUCAAGAUAUUUAAUUCUUUACAGCAGCUGGAGUCCAUGUCUGAUCCCAUCCCUAUAAUCCAAGGUAUCCUCCAAACAGGACAUGAUUUACGACCUCUUCGAGAUGAGCUCUACUGUCAGCUCAUCAAGCAGACCAAUAAAGUGCCUAACCCUGGGAGCGUGGGGAACCUGUAUAGUUGGCAAAUACUCACCUGCAUGAGUUGCACAUUUCUGCCGAGUCGCAGCAUCCUCAAAUAUCUUAAGUUCCAUCUCAAAAGGGUUCGUGACCAGUUUCCAGGAACUGAAAUGGAGAAGUAUGCGCUUUUUACUUACGAAUCGCUGAAGAAAACCAAAUGCAGAGAGUUUGUGCCAUCGCGAGAUGAAAUAGAAGCUCUGAUCGGCAGGCAGGAAAUGACAUCCACAGUUUAUUGCCAUGGUGGGGGCUCCUGUAAGAUUACAAUCAACUCACACACUACAGCUGGAGAGGUGGUUGAAAAGUUAAUUCGUGGCUUGGCCAUGGAGGAUAGCAGAAAUAUGUUUGCUUUGUUUGAAUACAAUGGAACUACUGAUAAAGCAAUUGAAAGCAGAACCAUUGUGGCUGAUGUCUUGGCAAAAUUUGAAAAGCUUGCUGCCACUGCUGAAGCUGGAGAGAUGCACUGGAAGUUCUACUUCAAGCUCUACUGCUUCCUGGACACAGAAAACGUCCCAAAAGAUAGUGUGGAAUUUGCCUUUAUGUUUGAGCAGGCUCAUGAAGCAGUGAUUAGAGGACAUUAUCCUGCUCCUGAAGAAACCCUCCAGGUCCUUGCAGCUUUGCGUCUUCAGUACCUUCAGGGAGAUUACAGUCUGCAUACCACCGUACCAGAAAUGGAGGAAGUCUAUCCCUUGCAAAAGCUGAAGUCCCGGAUUACACAGUCUACCAAAACAUUUACUGCAGCAGAGAAGGCUGAGAAGAAAAGAGCCAGCUUUCUUGAAGGAACAUUGCGGAGGAGUUUUCGCAGUGGCUCUGUCAGCAAACAGAAGGUUGAGGAGGAUCAGAUGUUAGACAUGUGGGUCAAAGAGGAAAUCUCAGCUUCGAGGACUAGUAUUAUUGACAAAUGGAAAAAACUCCAGAGGAUGAAUCAGGAGCAGGCUAUGGCGAAGUAUAUGGCUUUGAUUAAGGAAUGGCCUGGCUAUGGCUCAACACUCUUUGACGUAGAGUGUAAAGAAGGGGGAUUCCCACAGGAGUUGUGGCUUGGAGUCAGCGCUGAUGCAGUUUCUGUCUACAAGCGUGGGGAAGGAAGGCCUCUGGAGGUGUUUCAGUAUGAACAUAUCUUGUCAUUUGGUGCGCCGCUUGCCAACACCUACAAGAUCGUGGUGGAUGAGAGAGAAUUGCUUUUUGAAACUAGUGAGGUGGUUGACAUUGCAAAGCUGAUGAAAGCUUACAUCAGUAUGAUCGUGAAAAAACGCUACAGCACCUCUCGAUCAGUGAGUAGCCAUGGAAGUCAGGGCAGCUCCAGGUGAAAACAAAACCAGUUCUACUGUGCUCUAAACAGAACAUAUCGCUGCUUGGCCUCAAAAUGACCUGAUGACACUGAUCACAUCUGUUGACAAGCUAACAAAGAAUCAGAGUUUCCAUGGAAAAUAUCUUCAAACAUUGUUUUAGAAAGACCACAGGGUGGGGAGGGGAAAAUCAGCUGAAAUAGUCACAUACUAGAACUGCUGGCUUGUUCAAAACUUUCCAAAGCAUUAUUAUCUUCAGUUGAUGUAACAAAUGCCUUAAGACUUGAUCCACUGCAAUACAAGCAGUAAUAAGUGCCUUACAAUAUUAAACCCAACUUGUAUUGACCUAAAAUUGCCGAUAAAAAUCAAAAAGAUUUUUUUUCUCCUUCCAGAACACUGAAAACAAAGUUAUAUUCAUCCAUUCUGCACUAAUCUACUGGCCUGUAUACAUGUGGGAAG